AUGCACGACGAGGGCGCAGCGCCGCGCCCGGAUGGGUACAAGCGCCACGCCUUCAGUCCACAGACCGAGUUUUUUGAUAGUACAGUGACGAAUAUGGCGCGGCCAUUGACGCAGGCGACCAUUACCGUGCGUGUGAUCAAGAGCUUUGAGUACCGUACCAUGAAAGCGCUCGUGCUCCGCGACGUAGAUUUGACCGCGACGAAUGCACUGCAGCUCGUGGAGCGGUGCAAGCAAGAUGUACGUACGGAACCGUCGUUCAAGGCGUACCGCAACUAUGUCGACAAGCUCGACACCCUCAAGCUGUACACACACGCGCACGGCGCAAAAACGACCAACCUGAUCAUCAACUUAGACCAUCCCGAGUGGAUCUUGUCCACUGAUGCUGCCGCCCCCCCACUGUCGGCGUUUGGAAUCGGUGCGUGGCGUUUGCGCUGA
Messenger RNA from Malassezia vespertilionis, 435 nucleotides. RefSeq lists its product as uncharacterized. Lineage: Eukaryota; Fungi; Basidiomycota; Malasseziomycetes; Malasseziales; Malasseziaceae. The record is from RefSeq and is a predicted model, not a curated record. Bases 1 to 435 code for a protein of 144 amino acids. The transcript has 3 exons.